Messenger RNA from Columba livia (rock pigeon), 2334 nucleotides. RefSeq names its product beta-1,4 N-acetylgalactosaminyltransferase 1-like. Gene Ontology annotation, cellular component: Golgi membrane. The record is from RefSeq and is a predicted model, not a curated record. Gene Ontology annotation, biological process: ganglioside biosynthetic process. Lineage: Eukaryota; Metazoa; Chordata; Aves; Columbiformes; Columbidae. Gene Ontology annotation, molecular function: acetylgalactosaminyltransferase activity.
CCCCGCUUUGUGUCCCCCCCCGCCCCUCCCGGGGCUGCGGCGCUGCCGUUCCCGGCCGGGGCCGCCGGGGGCGCCCAUCGCCCCCCCGCCCCCCCGCCCCCCCGCUGCCGGUGCCGCUGCGAGCGCGGGGACCCGCCGGCGGAGCCAGGCCGCUGUCAUGGGGGGGGCAGAGCCAUGAGCUGAGACCCCCCCGCCCCGCCCCCGCCGGGACCGCUGCCCGCCCCGAGCCCCCGGCAGGAUGCGGGGCGCCCCCCGGCCGCUGUGCCUGCUGCUGCUGGGCUCGGCCGCGCUGGCCGCCCUCCUGCUGCACCUCUGGGCGCCCAAGGGCCCCCCCAGCGUGGACCUGCGCCGGCCGCCCCCCCAGCGCCUGCUGCCCCCCCCGCUGCCCCCCCCCGCCCGCUCCUACCCCCACGUCCCCUUCCGCCUCAAGGAGGAAGUGAUGGAGCUGCUGCCCAGGAACGGCUGCUCGUGCGAGGGGGGGGCGGCGGGGCUGGCGCUGCCCCUGCAGCGGCAGCUGUUCGGGACGGGCCCCCCCGUGGACUUCGCCAGCGCGUUCCCCCCCGGCGAGCGGCUCCGCGCCCAGCGGCUGCGCCAGCAGGAGUUCCAGAGCUACCGCCUGCGGGUGCAGUCCCCGGCCGACCGGCUGCUCAUCGUCCCGGCCAACUCGCCGCUGGAGUACCCGGCGCAGGGCGUGGAGGUGCGGCCGCUGCAGACCGUGCUGGUGCCCGGGCUCAGCCUGCAGGCAGCGGGAAGGAAGAGCUACGAGGUGAACCUGACGGCGUCGCUGGGGACGCUGGCGGUGGCGGGCGUGGUGGAGGGCGUGGUGCUGCGGGGGGAGGGGCAGCCCCACCUGUCUCUGGCCGCCGCCCGCCUGGACCACCUGAACCGGCAGCUGCAGUUCGUCACCUACACCAACACGCUGUUCCACCCCGACACGGCUGACAUCGUUCAGUUCUCCACCCCCGGCCACGUCGCCGCCUUCACCAUCCGCAUCCGGCACCCGCCGCCCCCCCGGCUGUACGGACACCCCCCCGGGGACGGCGACGGUGACGGGGACACGGACGGGGACGGCGAGAGAGCGUACAACGUCACCGCGCUGGUCACCAUCGCCACCAAGACGUUCCUGCGGUACGAGAAGCUGCGCGGCCUCAUCGCCAGCGUGCGCCGGUUCUACCCCGACGUCACCAUCGUGGUGGCCGAUGACAGCCAGCGCCCCGAGCCCCUGCGCGGCCCCCACCUCGAGCACUACCUCAUGCCCUUCGGAAAGGGCUGGUUCGCCGGGAGGAAUUUGGCCAUCUCGCAGGUGACCACCAAGUACGUGCUGUGGGUGGACGACGAUUUCAUCUUCACCCCCCGCACGCGCCUGGAGAAGCUGGUGGACGUGCUGGAGAGAACCAGCCUGGACCUGGUGGGCGGCGCGGUGCGGGAGAUCACGGGCUUCACCACCACGUACCGGCAGCGGCUGAGCGUGCGGGGGGGCGGCGCGGGGGGGGACUGCCUGCGCACCCAGCCCGGCUUCCACCACCGCCUGGCCGGCUUCCCCGCCUGCGUCGUCACCGACGGCGUCGUCAACUUCUUCCUGGCGCGGACCGACAAGGUCCGGCAGGUCGGGUUCGAUCCCCGCCUGCGCCGGGUCGCGCAUCUCGAAUUCUUCAUCGACGGGCUGGGGGUGCUGCACGUGGGCUCGUGCGAGGACGUGGUGGUGGAUCACGCGUCCAAGCUGGCGCUGCCGUGGCGGCGGCCGGAGGGCGAGCGGCAGUACGCGCGGUACCGCUACCCGCCCCCCCGCGACGACAGCCUGCGCGCCAAGCAGCGCCUCUUCUUCUUCAAGAACCGCUUCAAGUGCAUGGCCGGAAACUAGCGACCCCCGGGACAGCGCGGAGGGGACAGAGCUGGGCCCCCCACGGGACACCCGGGAGGGACACCCCUAUGGGUCACCCCCACGGGACACCCCCAUGGGACACCCCCUAGGGGUCACCGAGGCUCAGUCCUGGGGGACACCCCCAUGGGCCACCAUGGGCCACCCCAUGGCCCCCCCGGGACUGCAGCCAACCUGGAGCACCCCCGCCCCCCCCCUCCCCCGGCGUUUUUAGCUCUUUUGUACUUUGGGGUGUGGGGGGGACGCAGACCCCCCCAGGGGACCCAGGUGUCCGGGUGUCCCCCCUCCUUUUUGAUUCCCCCCCCAGUUUUCUACUGUACAGCCCCCCCCCUCGUGCUGUCGCCAGGAUUUUUGUGCCAAGUCUCGGCCCCGCCCCCCCGGGACCCCCCCGCGGCCGGGCUGGGGGAGGGGCUGGGGGAGGGGCUGCCCCCCCGCCCCCCCCGCCCUUUUCUACC